AUGACAGCUCGUAACCAACUAGCGCUAAGGCCCAGCCCCGGGGCCCCGGAGCCGCACUCGGAUCCGCACUCGCCGCUAAAGAGCGAGACGUCUGUCAGUUUGGAGAUCACUUCCAUCAUUAUGCUCUGUAUCAUUGAGUGGGGAGCCAGUUUGGUCCAUAGUACCGUUAGAAUCCCGCGCGCUGAUGUACCGGUACCGCUUGCCAUGAUCCCGUCAAGUCUGGUCCUUUAA
Penicillium chermesinum is the source of this 231-nucleotide messenger RNA. RefSeq lists its product as uncharacterized. NCBI's taxonomy places the organism in Eukaryota, Fungi, Ascomycota, Eurotiomycetes, Eurotiales, Aspergillaceae. The record is from RefSeq and is a predicted model, not a curated record. The transcript has a single exon. The coding region runs from base 1 to 231 and encodes 76 amino acids.